AUGAGCAAGCCAAAAAUUGGAAUCAACGGUUUUGGACGUAUUGGACGUUUGGUGUUGCGUGCCGCUGUUGAAAAGGACACCGUGUCGGUCGUUUCCGUGAACGAUCCUUUCAUCAACAUUGACUACAUGGUGUACCUCUUCAAUUACGAUUCCACUCAUGGUCGCUUUAAGGGAAGUGUUAGUCAUCAGGGUGAUUAUCUGAUUGUGAGCAAGGAAGGCAAAAGUACACACAAGAUCAAGGUCCAUAACAGCAAGGAUCCAGCGGAGAUACCAUGGGGAGCUGAUGGAGCUGAAUUCAUUGUUGAGUCAACUGGUGUGUUCACAACAAUCGAUAAAGCGUCAGCCCAUCUAAAGGGUGGUGCAAAGAAGGUGGUCAUCUCGGCUCCAUCUGCUGAUGCACCAAUGUUUGUUAUGGGAGUGAACCAUGAAUCCUACAAUGCUGCUAACAAUCACAUUAUUAGCAACGCUUCGUGCACCACCAACUGCUUAGCUCCGCUAGCUAAGGUUAUAAACGACAAUUUUGGUAUAGUGGAAGGUCUGAUGACCACUGUUCACGCCACCACGGCCACCCAAAAGACCGUCGAUGGACCGUCUGGAAAACUGUGGCGUGAUGGUCGCGGUGCUUCGCAAAAUAUCAUUCCAGCUGCAACUGGUGCUGCGAAGGCGGUUGGGAAAGUUAUUCCUGCACUGAAUGGCAAGCUCACUGGUAUGGCGUUCCGUGUGCCGACACCAGAUGUUUCGGUUGUUGAUCUUACCUGCCGUCUUGAGAAACCAGCUACCAUGGAUGACAUAAAGAAGGUCAUCAAGCAAGCUGCUGAUGGACCAAUGAAGGGCAUCCUAGGCUACACUGAGGACCAAGUUGUCUCGACUGACUUCGUGUCGGACACUCGCUCUUCAAUUUUCGACGCAGAUGCGUGUAUAUCUCUCAAUCCGAACUUCGUGAAGCUUAUUUCAUGGUACGACAACGAGUAUGGGUACUCACAUCGCGUCGUCGACCUACUAGCUUAUAUCGCCACUAAAGCCUAA
Messenger RNA from Angiostrongylus costaricensis, 1026 nucleotides. NCBI's taxonomy places the organism in Eukaryota, Metazoa, Nematoda, Chromadorea, Rhabditida, Metastrongylidae. The record is from the annotation of a GenBank genome assembly.